Molecule: messenger RNA, 5440 nt
Organism: Oreochromis niloticus (Nile tilapia)
Lineage: Eukaryota; Metazoa; Chordata; Actinopteri; Cichliformes; Cichlidae
Gene: tent5c
Product: terminal nucleotidyltransferase 5C
Exons: 3
Coding region: 61-1383 (440 amino acids)
Biological process (GO): mRNA stabilization
Molecular function (GO): poly(A) RNA polymerase activity; RNA binding
Source: RefSeq, a predicted model, not a curated record
GUUAGUAUUUUAUUUUAACUAUCCUCGCUGUAUUGCUCACAUUGUACUUUCUAAGUGUAAAUGGCAAACUACAUAGUCCGAGGAACUGUGUCGUGCCACGGCGGUGCAUGUGUUUCGGAAAGUGGAUUAUGUGGAGGCGUGUGCGUGACAGCCAACUUUACAUCUCACAUUUCGGGCUUUGAAUGCUUACAGAACAGCCUUUUGGAAGUUCAAUCUAAACUUUUUGAGAAGAUGGAUAACAAGGAGGUAUCAAACAGUUGUCCCUUCAGCGACUUGACUUGGGAGCAGGUGAGCCGGCUCAAUGAAGUUCUGACUGAGGUCGUGCCCAUUCAUGGACGGGGGCACUUUCCUACUUUGGAGGUGCAGCUGAAUGAUAUUGUGGCUCGGGUGCGCUCCCGCCUUGAGCUCAGCGGCAUUAAGGUGAAGGACGUACGGCUUAAUGGCUCCACAGCCAGCCAUGUGCUGGUGCAAGAUAUUGGCUGGAGCUACAAGGACCUGGACGUUAUCUUCAGGGUGGACUUGCCACACGAGGCUGAGUUCAAGCUCAUCAAGGAUGUUGUGCUUGGUACCCUGCUGGACUUCCUGCCUGAGGGUGUGAACAAAGAGAAAAUUACACCAAUGACCCUCAAAGAGGCCUACGUGCAGAAGCUUGUCAAGGUGAACACAGAGCAGGACCGCUGGAGCCUCAUCUCCCUCUCCAACAAUAAUGGCCGUAAUGUGGAGCUGAAGUUUGUGGACUCAAUACGUCGGCAGUUUGAGUUCAGUGUCGACUCUUUUCAGAUUGUGCUGGACUCCAUGCUCUCCUUCUAUGAGGUGGAGCAGGCGCCCAUGUCAGAGGCCUUUCACCCCACUGUUAGUGGGGAAAGCAUGUAUGGAGACUUCAACACUGCGCUGAGCCACCUGCGAAACAAGCUCAUUGCCACCAAGCGGCCUGAGGAGAUCCGAGGCGGUGGCCUGCUGAAGUACUGCAACCUGUUGGUGAGGGACUUCCAGCCCGCCAGCGAGGAGGAAUUCAAGGGCCUGGAGCGAUAUAUGUGCUCACGCUUCUUCAUUGACUUUCCUGACAUAGGAGAGCAGCAGCGUAAGGUGGAAUCCUACCUCCAGAGCCACUUUGUUGGCGAGGAGAAGAGCAAGUACGACUACCUCACGAUUCUCCGGCGAGUGGUUAACGAGAGCACGGUGUGCCUCAUGGGUCACGAGCGGCGGCAGACCCUCCACCUCAUCUCGCUGAUGGCCCUCCAAGUCCUGGCGGAGCAGAACGCGAUCCCCGACGCGUCCUGCGUCACCUGCUAUUACCAGCCAGCGCCUUACGUCCGAGACCACAACUUCAGCAACUACUAUGUGGCCAACCAGAACAUUCCAACAUGGCUGCCGUGUAACUGACGAGACAAACAACUUGGGAUGAGCAAGAUGGCGUCGCUACUGCUGCUGCAUUUGAGAAGAGAAGGAAUGAAUUUAAAAAAAAAAAAAAAAAAAAAAAAAACAUUAAAAAAAAAUGUUGGGCAAUAAAUAAUUUGUUCCUCUCAAGGCACAAUUAUAUUUAAGUGGACAAGCGUUUUGCUUUUGUUUUCUCAUUCCUUUACGACAGAGGUGUCUAGGUCAUUGAAUCGAAAGUGAUAUUUUUAAGUGUUUCGAAUUUUUUUUUUUUUUUUUUUUUUUUUCUCUCCUCAUGUUUGGUUGUUUCACUGUUUAUCAAUCCCAUUCUUAAUGGAGUUGCAUUUUGUGCCUUAACCUCCAAGUUUACCCCAUCAGUAAUUUAAGUAUGGGCUGUGAUUUGGAGAAGGGAAAGAGGAGCUAAUGCCGUAGCCUUACAUUUGGUUUUCAUCUUGAUUUAAAAAAAAGAAAAAGGUUAGGAAAAAAAAGUUGGAAAAAAUGCAUAAAAUAUUGAAAAAUAGUAUUAUUGUAUUAUUGGGGAAAGAGUAAUAAUAGCUGACUGCCAAAAAAGGGGAAAAAAAAAAAAAAAGCUCAUCACCGGUGUUAAAGUUUACUGUGGAGGGAGAAAAGGUGGUACACUAAUAUCCUGUCAGAAAUCAGUGGGAAGCGAGGAGUCGAUUUGUUUUAAUUCAUUUUGACAUGUAAAUAUUUCUGAGACAUUUGUGCCAGCGGUGCCUGUGAUUUGUAAAUGAUGCAAACGAGGAAAAAAAAAAUGUAUAUUUUUUUUUUUUUAUCUUUCCACUGUGAAUUUCAACAUAGGAUUGGAUUGGCUCCCCUCCCUCCCCCCCUUUACCUUGUUUCCUCAGCCUUGUACCUUUCAGUCGAGACUGGCUUCGAGUGGAACUCUCAGACAGUGUAGGCCUCAAAUACGUGACCUCACUGCUUUCCCUGUUGUUUUUUUUUUUUUUUUUUUAAGUCUGAAAGCCUUGCCAUUGACCUCCACAUGCCAUGGCCCCUGGGUUAUUGUGGGAGGCAAAUGGACAGGACUGAGCCUGGUAGGGGGUUUAGAGAAUGUGCUUGGCUGGGAGUCCCAGAGUGACAGGCUAGUUGUCUCUUCCCUUAAAAGGAGCAGCACAUGGAGGGGCCCGAAGGGUUGUCCCUCACAGCUACUGCAUGCUCGACAGCAGCCCUGAAAUGGGAGCCACCUCUGACGCAGCUCGGUGCCUCUCCAAUUACUCUUCGUCUAUAAUUAUCAUCUUUCUCUUUUUUUGUGCUGGGGUUAGCUACCAUUGAAGCAGGGAGCUGGAGCUUGGUUGUGUGAUCUGCAGCAGCCCUGCCACCUUACAUAUGUGGCAGCUGAAUCACUUCCUGUCCUCCUCAUCUGUCGCCUGAUGGGACACGGAGCGUUUUGAACCCCUUUUGUGGUCAUGGGGAGGGCAGACCACAUGCCUGCUAGUGGGAUACCAUUCCCCCUUUCAGACCUGGAAUUCCAUCAAUGUGGAAGCUACGCCCAAAACUGCAGCAGAGAUGAAGUCGCCGCUCCAAACCAAUGAAUUUCUAUUUGUAGCCAAGCCUAAUAUUAGCUGUUAAUUUUUGAACACCUGAACACACUAAUGACCUAAGCUGGGAGUAUUUCUGGCCACCACUGCUCCUGUUGGUUUUCCUGACAUCACAGCAGCCAAGUUUGAGAGCGUUUCCUCAUGAACUUGUUCUCCCAAAUGGCCUUAGUUUCUCAGAAGUUCGUCUCCCUGUAUUGCUGCUGCUGAUCUCACUGUGGCUUGUGUUGGUGCGAGAUAACCGCAGACCUCUUAUCUGGUUGGCUCACAAUGUCAGGGUUGAUGGAACAAUUGAGGGAGAUCAGUUUGGUCUGGCUGCAGGUCACAUUUGAGGGGCAGGUUGUGCUGUGUCAGCUUAGCUGCAGCGUGUUUUUGUAUUUCCCUUUUUUUUUUUUUUUUUUUUUUUUUAAUUUCUUUUAAGAACAUGCUCUUGGACCAAAAGUCUGCUUUACAACCAGCAACUGAAGCACUCAAGUGCCUGUCACUCUGUGGAGAGUUGAUCUUUUUAAAAGGUUUUUUUUAAUGGUGGUCAUAAAGGGGGAAAGGUUAGCAAAAGUUUUCUUUCAGCCUGUGAAGCUUUGAUAUAAAACUGUCUGUAUUAGAUACAAGUUUAUAAGGUGAAUGCACAUAUUUUUGGUUGAGGAGCAAACUACUUUUGGUUUGACUUUAAAAUUUGAGGGGUUUUUUCCUAUUAAGAUUAUUUUUCUUUAACAUUAGUUUGUCCCAAACUUUAUUUUUCCUUAAAAUCUGCAGUCAUUCCCAUGGCAGCCAUCUGAGUCCUCUUCAUUUUACACUUUUUUUUUUUUUUUUCCCCCCUGUAUAUUUACACCUUUCAACUUAAUCUGCCCAGCAUUUGCCCAGCACUGUAUUCUCUGAAACAGCUGGGCUAAUUCAGUUUGACUGUUCUGUUCCCCAUCCGAAGCAAGAAAUACUGCACUGACGAGCUGUACGGUGGCACGGUAGCUGGAGGUCAGAGUAAAGACCCCCUCCCACACUGGUGGAACACUUUAAAGAGGCCUUGGUCAGUUGCUGUGAGAGCCGUGCUGGUCCUCAGGGACUGCAUGUUUUUGAAGACCGUUUUGUCCCCUUUUUUUUUUUUUUUUUUUUUUUUUAAAUUUAAGAGAGAGCAAAUUGGUUUAAUCUGCCCUUGAUUCUGAGAUGCCCCCUCCUACCUCUCUUCAUUUUUCGUCUUUCCUUUGUUGUAAUCCUGACUCUCCCUCUGCUCACCCUUACUACAGGCUCUUCCUAGAAGAGGUGGAGGUAGGCUGCAGACUUCAGCUCGUUACACCCCGACAGCAGCCCAGCUUUUUAUCUUUACACCCAUUCGCUCCAAAAUGUUAUUGUUACUCAGAGGCUCUCCUAGGUUUGUGCCAAAAGCUGUAUUUUAGUGGUGUUCUCCUAACCCUGAGAGGUCUUCUUUGAGAGCUCGGGGACAGAACAUCGACUCUGAGGCUAAAAUCCCUUUUCCUAGUGGAUUAUAGUCUUUGAAGUAAUGAUGAGGCUUGGAGCCACGUGCAGAACCAGCUGCUGCUCACAGUUGGAGUUUGAAGCCUGCUGUGUGGUGAAAACCAGCCUCUUCUUAGGCCUUUUGUUGAUGUCGCUCACUAACAGCCGUUAAGAGCGAGGUCAAAGAGAGUGCGAGCAAAUUUGCAUUUUCCUAGAAAGUUGAUAGCAGUCUGGAAUGCUAGUCCAGUGCCCUUUUUUUUUUUUUUUUUUUUUUUUUUUCUUUCUCUCCCUCCCCAAUCCUCCUUUGCCCCACCCUGCUUUCACAUGUUUACGGUUAUUGUGGCUCUCUGAUGACUAUGCCCGAGCUUUUGCGGGGCUUGUGUCUAACCCUUUCCUUUACUGGGCUGAUGUAUGUCUGAACUCUGUGAACGGAAAGGGAAUAUUGUAGUUUGCCUUUAUUUUCUGGCCACUUUUUUCUGCUGUAAACUUGCCAGUGUUUCUCUCUCGCACCACCUUGAGUUGGCUCACAUGUUUGGGCUGCUGUUAAUUGAUACAGCAAAUGUCUUUUUCCCCCCUUAUGACACCUGUAGCUGUAUCCUUUGCUAGAGGGGAGAUGCAGAUGAGAUAUUUAGUGGUUAUGCUUGUAUAAAGUGCAAGUCUUAUGCCAUAGGAAUGUGAUAGAAGCUGUCCUACAGUUUUUGUAUGACGAUUUAUUUUGUUUGCAGCAGAAACAGAUGUGUGUUUACGUUAACAUGUGGAGGAGCGUGUGUUCGUUUGCGCGUGUGUGAAGGGAUGCCUGUGGUAACACAAGUUGAAUGGGGGAAAAAAAAAGUGGGGAAAAUAUGAACUAUGUCGCACUAUAUAUAUAUUUUUGGAAAUAGUUGAUGCAGAAGAGCUUUUUUGUCAGCUUCGUGAUUGUGACUCUGAUGGUUACAACCAUUAAACUAUUUCAUUUUUCAGCACUUUUACCUCACUUGAGUUUUUUUCCUUGGAAUGGAAAUGUACAUGUACAUCAGGAAAAUGUGUUUGAAGAAGAAAUAAUGAAUAAAGAGUAUUCGAUGCAA